Messenger RNA from Penicillium taxi, 246 nucleotides. RefSeq lists its product as uncharacterized. Bases 1 to 246 code for a protein of 81 amino acids. Lineage: Eukaryota; Fungi; Ascomycota; Eurotiomycetes; Eurotiales; Aspergillaceae. The record is from RefSeq and is a predicted model, not a curated record. The transcript has a single exon.
AUGACUGGCACCGGUUCUCUCACACCCUCGGGCUCCUCAGAAUACAUCCCUCGUCGAAAAAACGACGUGGAGGUCGCUAAGGACUUGUGGAAGUUCAUCAAUCAAAAGGUCGACGACCACCGUGAACGAAGAGAGCAACGUGUAAAUGUCAAAGCCGAUAAAUUCUACGAGAGUGACUCAUUGUCAAUGAUGAGCAAAGCCGAUACUCUGGUUGUUGAAAAGGAGAAUAUAUUGGAAAAAAAGUGA